CACUAACGUGCUUAAUAACGUGCUUAAUAACGUGCUCAAAAAUAAGCAAAGAAAAUAGAUUACAACUCAAGAAAUGUAUUUUAUCUGUCAAAAAUUAUGGCUGCCAGAAUAUUUUGAAACUUCAGGUUUCCAACUCUAUAGGCCUACGUAGUAUAUACAGUGGCGCAAUAUACCCAGACGUUGGCGUAAGUGCUAUUAGUAUGGGGACUGUUGCGAACAACCCGCUGGUAUCUAUAAUCACACCAAUUUACAACGGUGAGCAGUUUGUGAAUUCGUGCAUUCAGUCCGUUUUAGACCAAACACACAGAGGACCAUUGGAACUAUGUAUAUUUAACGAUGGAAGUACGGAUUCUUCUAUGGAAAAAGUAAACAGUUUUUCAAAAAAAUUAAAAUCAAGAAAUAUUAGUCUAAGCAUUAGCAGCCUUUUUAAUACGCCUAAAGACAUUGAUGAUGUAAUGCAUCCAGACAGAAUAAAAGACCAAUUAACUGCAGCUCUUUCAUUGCCACCUUUAACAUUAAUUGGCUGUCAGGUUAUCAGAGAACCAGAAGAUGCAACUGUUCGAUACACACGUUGGAUAAACACCAUCAGUUCAUCUCAGCUGUACACACAAAUCUAUACAUCACAUGGGCCAACUGUUGUCAUGCCUACCUGGUUCUGCCAUAAAUCCGUAUUUAAUUUAGUUGGGGGCUUUAGUGAGGAAGGAAAGGGUGUUCCGGAGGAUUAUAUUUUCUUUUUGCGAUUUCUGGAAUUAAAAGGGAAAUUGCAUAGAGUAGACAGACCACUUUUAACUUACCGCCACCAUUCUGGUGCAACUACAUUUUCUAUAUCGGAGACUACAUUAUGGGAUUUGCGGAUCAAAGAAUUGCAGAAAAAUGUUCUUUGCAAGUGGCCUCAGUUUACCAUUUGGAAUGCUGGAAAACAAGGCAGGAGAUUUUACAGAGAUUUGAGCAGAGAGAACAAAGAAAAGGUUCAUUGUUUUUGUGAUGUUGACACCAAAAAAAUUUCCAAAGGAGUGUACAUUUAUGAACUAUCUACCGAGCAGAAAAAACCAAGAAUUCCAAUUGUUCAUUUUAAGGAUGCCAGUAAACCUUUCGUUAUAUGUGUUAAACUUGAUUUAACUGAUGGUGUGUUUGAAAUGAACCUUAAAUCGCUAAACUUGGUCGAGGGGGUAGAUUAUGUUCAUUUCAGUUGACAUAAUACCUGUGAUCACGUGUUAGAUAUGAAUUUUAUACAAACCGCUUUCCGAAUAUUUCUAUAAAUGACAUCAAUUAAUAUGCACUUACCCAUUUCAGAUCUGUUAUUUUAAUAGUGUUACCCUGUAAACACAUUGCUUGUAAAUAACAAUGCAUCGGAAGGCAUGAAAGAGCAAAAGUGUAUAGUUGUACAACUGUCGCUAUGACUAAUCCAGUGGAAAUAUGUGCAUUGCACAAAAAGAAGAGAAGUGAUCAUAUCUGUUACAUGGACUUCCAAUUGAAAUUUGAAGGUGAUUCUGUAUCCAGUGAAGAGGGAAAAAUGAGAGCUGUUUUAUACUCUGCAAUGAUGACCUUACAUGGAAUGGUUGGGUUAGGUCAUGACCCAGAUUUAAAGUACUUUGAUCCCGACUCCGGCAGAGGUAUAAUUGCAAUUAACUCAAUGUAUGCCUCAAAAUUGUGGACAGCUUUAACACUGAAAGGCGAUGUCGAUGGUAAAAAAUGCUGUAUCACUGUACUGGACAUUAAAGAUGAAAUGGACAGUUUGAAAGAUACAACACAGUGUGUAUGAUAUCUUCUGGUUACUGGUUGCAAUACAGGAUAUUCUAAAAUCAUAAUUUUAUUUAGGCAACUGAAAAAAUUUGCAAUCGUUAAAAGAUAGGCUUUUACUUAUGAUUUUUGUUGUUGUUUUGCGCAAUAGAAUUUGCUAGGUUUAUUGUAUGUGCGAUGUCACGUUGAACCAUUAACAUUGCUUCCUUGGUUGCAGCUUCAUAAAAUACUUGCCACCAUU
Messenger RNA from Ciona intestinalis (vase tunicate), 1981 nucleotides. Its product is annotated as queuosine-tRNA galactosyltransferase. Lineage: Eukaryota; Metazoa; Chordata; Ascidiacea; Phlebobranchia; Cionidae. The record is from RefSeq and is a predicted model, not a curated record.